AUGAUGCAAGGGAACGGAGACCCACCUGCGGACGGUUCACCUUUAUUUCCCCGAGAAGACGACAUGAGUGAGGGUGAUUUAGGAGAUGGUGGCAUGGGCGGAAGACCCACACAGCAUCGCGACCGGACACAACGAUCACGAAUCUGGAGCAAGGGAGACUUUGUGGAGCUGCCACACCAAAUGGUGUUCCACAAGAGACCAAGUGAAGCGAGUGUGCCUUUCACCUGGACGUCAUGCGGGGGCAUGUACGCUGUUUUCAGGCAGGAGUUGGACGGACAGCGGCUCUCAACUCGUUUGGUGGGGAGAAAGUCGGAGAGUUUCUUAGACGACUCAAGUGAAGCUCUACAGAAAAGAUUACAGGAAGUGACGGAGGAGGUGGAACUGCUGCGGUCGGAGCUGGAGGUCACGCAUCGUCACCUGCAGGGCAAACACGAAGCCCUGAGGAUCUUACAGGGACAAGCUAUUUUAGACAAAGCAACCAGUCAUACCAAAAUCCUGCUUCAGAGGAGCGAGGAAAGGACCAAGGCUUUGGAGAAGGAAGUGAAUGCCUUGCAGUGGGAGAUUACCUUUAAUCAAGUUCAGUUUAAGAAUGUGGAGCAGUCCUGGAGGAUAAACUAUGAAAGAAUUUGUGCUGAGAACAAAACAUUGACUAAAACUCUGGAGGAAAGAACAAGGGAGCUGCAGGAACUUAGAGAAGAAAACAGCUCUCUGAGUCGGCAGUGUUUGGAGCUCUUGGCAAUGCUGAGUGUUCGGGAUAGGACCGACUUUCAGCGAACGCAACCUCCCAACACAACUAGAGGAGAAAGAUCAGCACUGGAGCUGGCAGUGUUUGGGGCCUGUGAGUGUUUUCCAAAAGUAGGGGAACCUUGCCCGUGUGCCCAGAGAGCUGCCGCAAGUCGAAAGCAAGUCCUCAAAUUAACGCAAGAGCUGGACACUCAGAGGAAGAGAGCGGAGGAGGCAUUCGUGAUGGCGGAUGCGUUCCGUAUCGCUUUUGAGCAGCAGCUGAGGAGAGGCAGCGAAAACGUGCUUCGACUGGCAGAGACGGACAGACACAGACCUCACUCACAAAGUCUAGAACACGGCAAACAAGGGAGUGUGGCUCAGAGACUGAAAGGGUUACUGCCGUCGGCUCGUGAGGGAAAAAUCCCAGAAGAUACUCUGCUGAGGCUGCUUGACCUGCUUAGCGAUAAGGAGGAAGCCCUAGCGCACCAGCGGAAGGUGAGCUACAUGCUGGCCCGCAGCGCAGAGGAGCUGGAGAAAAGGCUGCAGACACAACUGAACGGCGGAGACUGUGUUCACAAAAACACGGGUAGAGAAGGAAAUGCGGACGCAAGCCCAAACGGAGUCACAGACAAACGCACGGACAAAGACACACGCGCAAACACGAGAACGGUUGCCUCUAACCACGUGAGCUUGGAUCCAGAGACAGACCGUGUGAGCCCCGGUCCUCCUGAGUCUGUUCGUGUGUCUCUCUCCAACGACCAAGGGAAUGUUCUAGAAGACCUGAACAUUCAGAAGUGCCAGAACUGUGUUUCCAGUCAGCCUCCUAAUGAGAAAAGGGAGGUUAUCUCAGAGCAUGAACAAGAGGGCUGA
Molecule: messenger RNA, 1593 nt
Organism: Chanos chanos (milkfish)
Lineage: Eukaryota; Metazoa; Chordata; Actinopteri; Gonorynchiformes; Chanidae
Gene: ccdc125
Product: coiled-coil domain containing 125
Exons: 11
Coding region: 1-1593 (530 amino acids)
Biological process (GO): negative regulation of cell motility; negative regulation of Rho protein signal transduction
Cellular component (GO): cytoplasm
Source: RefSeq, a predicted model, not a curated record